This is a messenger RNA of Daphnia pulicaria, 1366 nucleotides long. It is a transcript of the gene Dhod, whose product is annotated as dihydroorotate dehydrogenase (quinone), mitochondrial-like. Gene Ontology annotation, molecular function: dihydroorotate dehydrogenase activity. Gene Ontology annotation, cellular component: cytoplasm; mitochondrial inner membrane. Bases 94 to 1281 code for a protein of 395 amino acids. Lineage: Eukaryota; Metazoa; Arthropoda; Branchiopoda; Diplostraca; Daphniidae. Gene Ontology annotation, biological process: 'de novo' pyrimidine nucleobase biosynthetic process; pyrimidine ribonucleotide biosynthetic process. The record is from RefSeq and is a predicted model, not a curated record. The transcript is spliced from 6 exons.
AUAGUAUUAUGCAACACUGUGUUUCUUGUUGCAGCCGACUAUUUUUACCAGACGAUUUGAAAAUCCGGAUCAUUUUAUACAGUUUUUUUUACAAUGUAUUCGCGAAAAGAAAAACUCAUUAAACAACUUACAGCACUAGUGACUGUAACUUUAGGAGGAACUGCAACUUUUGCUAGUCUUUGUAUUUGGAAUGGCAACGAGAGCUUUUUUUCCGAUUAUGUAAUGCCCUUCACUCGUCGUCUUGAUCCAGAGACAUCUCAUAAACUUGCCGUGUUUGCCAUGAAACAUUGUCUCAUUAAAAAACAAGUGAAACCUGAUCCAGAAUCUAUAGCCACCAGGUUGUGGGGGAUGAAUUUUUCAAACCCUAUUGGAUUGGCUGCAGGGUUUGACAAACAAGCAGAAGCUAUGCAAGGGUUACACAGAACAGGGUUUGGAUUUGUUGAGAUUGGUUCUGUUACCCCAGAGCCUCAAGAUGGAAAUAAAAAACCUAGAGUAUUUCGACUUGAUGAAGACAAAGCCAUCAUAAACAGAUAUGGAUUCAACUCUGAAGGCCAUGAAGCAGUAUACAGUAGAGUGAAGAUGGAAGGAGAAAAGCCAGAAAGAGCUGUUAUAGGAGUUAAUUUAGGAAAGAACAAACUAUCCGCUAUGGAAGAUGUAGGAGAUUAUGUCGAUGGAGUGAAAAAAUUUGGUGCCAUUGCUGAUUAUCUAGUCAUCAACGUAUCCAGCCCUAAUACUGCGGGGCUGAGGGGACUCCAGCAAAAAAACGAGCUAGAGAAUCUCAUUUCCUGUGUUUUGGAAGCUAGAAACAAUCUUGGAGUUACUAAACUGCCUCCACUUCUGCUCAAAAUUGCGCCAGAUCUCAAUGAAGAGGAAAGAAAAGAUAUUGCCAACGUCAUUUUGAAGGAUCAUUGUCGUGUAGAUGGUAUUAUCGUGUGUAACACUACCACCAGUCGACCAUCUGAUCUAAAGAGCGAAUUCAAAGAUCAAACUGGUGGCCUGAGUGGUCAACCAUUAAAGGACAUUUCCACUCGCUGUAUCGGAGAUUUCUAUCGUCUGACAGGCGGCCAAAUUCCUAUUAUUGGUGUCGGUGGUGUUGCUACCGGCCAGGAUGCUUUCGAAAAGAUUCUGGCUGGCGCCAGUCUUGUCCAAUUAUACACUUCCUUUGCUUUUCAAGGUCCACCUAUCGUCAGGCGAAUCAAACGCGAAUUGGAUGAAAUUUUAAGAUCGAAAGGAUACAAAAAUAUCUCGGAAGCCAUUGGAAAAUCUGCGUUGAGUAGUUAAAAUUUUAAACAGACCAGCUAUAUACAUUUAAGUAUGUUCUAUUGAUUAUGUUUACCGUCAAUACAUGCCAGAAUUUUAUUGCAUA